UAAAUUUUGGAUAAAAAUUAUCUAUUCUACUAUUCAAUAUAAUAGAGUUAGGCAAUAUUACUGGAGAGGAAUAAUUCAAUGCACCAGGAUACUAAAUUUGAAAAUUUAAUUGAAAAAUUUUCCAAGAUUCAAAGCUUUGAAUGACAUGAUAGACUAGCAACUUUGAAAGAUUCAGUCCUGCCAGUAUUUCCAAUGACAGGACCCUAACACUAUUGUGAAUAUUUGAAUAAGCCACAUUGAAAUUUGAAACUGCAAGCUCCAUAGUGAUAAUAUCAGACACUCAUUUAUAAUGACCAAAGAAAAUACCCUGAGGCACAAUAACUUCUUGUCUUCUUAUAUAGCUGUACCAAUUCACAAACUGUAAAUAUAUUAUUCCAAGCUGAUGAAGUAGACAAACAAUAGUAAGACAUAAUGUAGAAUUGUAGUAUAUAAACGCAGCAACUUGGUAACAAUAUAGAUCAUUAUUUUAAAAAGGUUAAAAAGAACUAAAAGAGUUUGAAAAUGCAGAUUAUAUAGACCAGGAGAGAACUCUUAUUCAGUUCCUUUCUGCAAAUAAAAUAUUUUGCUGUAUAGUUUACCACAGGUAUACAUAGGCAUAAUUAUUUUUAAACUAUAUAUCAUAGUUUAUUUGUUACUUCACAUUUCUCCGGUAUUGCUACUCCGGUAUUACUACUGCAAUUUUUCAGGUUAACAAUGUAAUUCAAUAUAUAACGUGAGAAUGGCUUCGGGAAGUCUUGUGCACUGGCAAAGAUGGCUAGCAAAAUUAUCAUUAGUCCUCGUAGCUAUUCUUCUUUUUGAAGUAUACAAGGAUGUCUUUUCUGGUUACGCAAGGCAAGGGGUCGCUUGGGUUCAACAGACAAAAAAUAUAUCACAACCCGAACCUCAGAAAGCAGAGAAAAAUGAUGCAUAUGCAGAAAAACUCAACACAAUCAUCCAAAACUUGGAAUAUCUACAAAAACAAGGUCAACUGACAAAUGUUCAAAUACCAGGCAAACGUAGAAGUCCAGAAUAUGCAUUGGAAGGCAGAGCAGUUAAGCCAGCACAUAUAUCAGGCAAGGAUUACAGUCCAGUACCAUGUGAAUUGGGAAUGCAACCAUCGGUUGACUGGGGAUAUAAAAUUGUUCCUAGAUUUCAGCUGAAUCCGAAUAAAUUCCUAUAUCCAAUACUAAAGAAUGAACCAAUUGAUCAAAUGAUUGGUUUGAGACAAGCUAUUCUUCUUGCAAUAAGAUUGAACAGGACUCUGGCUAUUCCAUAUUUUCAUAAUCACAAUUAUGGCGGAGUAUCACAAUACAACCCAAACCUUCCAGCAUCAUUGAAAUUAAACAUUGAAAUACUCAGAAGAUUUGUUUCUGUUAUAUCUGUGGAUGAAUUACAGAGAAAAUGUGAUGGAAAAUUUGACGUGGCAUUAUUGACAGGUCACACCGACGUCUCUCCUGGAGUGGCAACUCUGCUUAAAGCACAAUCAGAAGUUCAAAUGACAAUGCUCAAUACACUCAACACGUCUGUAGAGACAGAUUUCAAAGUAAAAUUCAGCAUUCCAACUUAUCCGAAAGGUUUAAAGAAAGGAGAUAGAAUCAGCAUCAUACCUAGAGAUUUGGCAGAUACAUAUCCAAAAGAGACUGACAGAUACAAGUGUGCAGUUCAUCCAUUUCCUCUAUCAUUAUUUGAUGUUCAGUUAUUUCUUCGGAAAACAUUGAAGUUACCAAAUCAUAAAAUGAAUAUUUUCAAAAUGAAGGAUGAAGUUGUAUAUUCAGCAAUCUGGUACUAUACUCAACCCCCUGCAUUUGUGCAUUCCCUUGCAACUGAGAUAACGGAAGAUUUAAUGAAUGCACAAGAAAUAGGUGGAGGGAUAUACAAUUAUAUGUGCUUGAACUACCACAAGCAUUCAACAGGUAAUGACGGAACCUCAGGAGAUGAUGUUGAUAUGAACACGCUACGAAAUAUCAUCAAUAAAAUGUUGGAAAAAAUUGCGAAGACCAAGAAAUCCCUCAAACUAAGUGGGAUAUAUAUUUCGUCACCCCUCUCAAAACAAGGACAAGCAAAUGAAUAUAGAUCAAACUUAAAAAUAUAUGAAUACAAAGAGGAAAUCCCGGUAUAUUCGGGUGAAGAUAUUAUAACAGUGUGGAAAAAGAACUAUUAUCACGGAGAGCGUAAUGCACCAGAAAGCAUGUGUUCUCUGCUGGAAGAUGACACUCAAGAUGUGUUAUCGUUAGUUGAAAUGCAAAUUUGUACAAAUGCAGCAAUAUUUAUUCGAUCUAUUGGAUCAUCUUGGGCAGCUAAUGUUCAAGUGAACAGAAUAAAAUCAGAAUAUUCUGAACUUGACGCGAGUAUAAAAGGACUUAUGGAUGAAUAUCAUAAAUCCAAAACAUGACCAAAAUAAGAAUUUCUUCAAAAUGUAUCUAAUGACCAGUAAUGUUGUUAAUACAUAUGGUACUCUACAUAAUGAAAUAUUCGGAAUUUGUGAGCUUAUAUUGUUUUAUGUUUUAAUAUUAUAGAAAUAAAACAUAAAUGGUUUCAAACAAUUCCCAAUGCAAUAUCUUAAUUAAUUAUAUUACUAAUUUAAAACAUUGUUGUAUGAAGAAGAUAUUAUUUGGAGAUAUCAGAUUGAACAUAUUUGAUAACAAGACUGACAUAAGUUUUAAUGAAAGCAAUCGCAGAAAUUUCGAUGAAGCAUAGCUGACAUUGCAGGAUUUCUAUGAACUAUGAUUUUCCUUUAUUAAUAAGAAACAAAUUCAUGUUUUCGGAAACAAGCGGAAUGAGCCUGUUUCAGAACGCUCAAAAUAUAUUAAAGUCAUAGGGUUUACUUCCAUACAAGAUACAACAGUUAUGAAAACUCUAAAUUGGGUCCUAAACAAAGUGCAUUUUAGAUACAACGAUUUGAGUUUUCCACGCAUGGUUUUGGGUUUUUAGCAAUGUCAUGACGCUGUUGCUUCUGAAACUGAAACCGUGGUGAAUAUUAAUGCAAGAGUUUGAAUUGAGUUUCCAGUUUAAUAAGUUGAGGACAAGGUAUACCUAAUCAAAUUGAUGGACAGAUAUGGAAGAUAUGAAGUUGAUCUGACUUUUGUUGUGUUCAAAAUUGAUUGGCAUAUUGCUAUUUUCAUUUGAAAAUUCAAAUUCAAGAAGUGUAAGUAUGAAGGUACAUCAUUCAAUAACUACUAAGCAAAGUAGACUUAUGCAUUUCAUCAUACUGGGUCUACUAGGCUCUUGAAUAAGGCUUACAACAACUGCAAUGUGAUAUUUUUAUUACAUUAGCUUCCACUUACUGCGCUGUGUCUUCGUCCUUCAUUCCUUGGUGCCCCAAUCCAUUCGAUAGCUCGACGUACUUGAAAUUCAAUAUAUUCAGUUCUGUGGUUGCCACCUGCUGCAGCCAACCGUCCAAGUGCUUGUGCAGCCAUUUCCAUAACGACUGAUAAUGAAAGAAUUAUUCAUUAACACAUUUAUAUUUUCACUUGAAUUUUUUGGUUUUCGUUUUUUUCUUUUUCUUGAUUUACAAAUGCAAUAUUAAUAUCAGGCUGCAUUAAAAUUUAUAUUAGAUGAAAACUUUUUUAAAAAAAAUAGGCAGAAGUGGUAUGAACCUAAAAAAAGUUACUGGUAGUUAAUAGUAAUCACUGGGUUAACUGUGCGGUCCGCCAUAAUUAUUAAGCAAAAUAAAUGUCGUAUUCAAUAUGAAAUAUAUGAUAUAAAAAAUAUUUUGUAGAUUAUGAGUACAAAAAUGUAUAUUUUCAAGUUAUUUUAUUAAUAAAAUGAUUACUCUGAGACUGUAAAUUUUAGACUAUAAUUUUGUAUGAUAAAUAAAUUGAAUAUACACAAAGAUAAGCAAUAAGAUUGUUUAUAUACCAAUUCCAGAUAUAUUACAUUUCACAAACCAAAAAUUUGCUUGAUAAAGGACCUUUGCAG
Styela clava is the source of this 3897-nucleotide messenger RNA. RefSeq lists its product as uncharacterized. Gene Ontology annotation, biological process: protein O-linked glycosylation via fucose. NCBI's taxonomy places the organism in Eukaryota, Metazoa, Chordata, Ascidiacea, Stolidobranchia, Styelidae. The record is from RefSeq and is a predicted model, not a curated record. Gene Ontology annotation, molecular function: peptide-O-fucosyltransferase activity.